AUGCAGAUCCAGGCUUCCGUCGCGGCGCUCACGCUCGCUCUGGCCGCGUUCACCGUCGAGGCCUCCGUGCCCGUGACCGUCGUCAACCAGUGCAGCGAGAGCAUCGACCUGUAUGACAACUCGGCCACCGAGACCGUCGCGGCCGGCGGCUCCACCUACCGCACGCUGUCUGAGGGCUUCAGCGGCAUGUUCCGUAACGGCGCCAGUCCCCAGGCCACUCUGGCCGAGUUCGCCGUGACCGGCGGCUUCUUGUGGUACGACAUCAGUAUCAUUCCCACGGGCGCAGUUGGCCCUGGCUACUGCGGGUCGCUGGACGAGUGCAAGGCGGUGACGGGCGGCACGGGCUACAACACCCCGAUGCAGAUCGCCCCGUCGGGCUGCCAGACCGUCACGUGCCUCAACGACGGCUGCGCCGACGCCUACCAGUACCCUAAGGAUGACACCAAGACCCACGCGUGCUCGGACACCACCAGCGUCGUGCUGACCUUCUGCCCCGGCGGCUCGGGCGCCUCGACCUCGACGUCGCAGAACAGCUACGUGCAGCAGAGCGCCCCCGCUCCCACGACGGCUGCCCCCACGGCUGCUCCUACGCCGGCCCCCACGGCUGCUCCUACGCCGGCCCCUACUCCUGCCCCUACGCCGGCCCCCACUCCUGCCCCUACGCCGGCCCCCACUCCUGCCCCUACGCCGGCCCCCACUCCUGCUCCAACGCCGGCUCCGACCCCGGCACCGACUCCGGCACCCACGCCGGCACCGACCGAGGCCCCUACGACCCAGCCUCCCACGGAAGCCCCCACCACCCAGCCGCCUACGGAAGCCCCUACUACUCAGCCGCCGAUUGAGGCUCCGACUUACGCGCCGUCCAACUCGACGACGUCUAACGAGACCGAGCAGCAGGCGGCCACGGUGGCGCCCGAGAAGGAGACCAAGACCGGCACCAAGACCGGCACGACUACCACUUCGUCUGCCACGAAGGACUCGUCGUCUCCGGCCGCGCAGGUGGCUACGCCCGAGGCCACGACGGCCACCAAGUCGACGGGUGCCGAGUCUACUACUCAGAACGAGUCUUCCACCGACAACACCCAGAGCGCCAACACGCAGAGCGAGGAGUCGUCGGGUACCAGUGCCGGCACGUACGUGGCAACGGGACUGGGCGGCUGUGCCGUCGUGGCUGCUGUGGCCAUGGUGGCUGUUAUUCGCAAGAAGAAGCAGGAGCUGGACGCCGUGGACGACAAGGAGUACACCCAGGACGGCCUCAUGACGCCCGUGACGCAGAUCAACGUGCUGUAA
This is a messenger RNA of Phytophthora sojae, 1290 nucleotides long. RefSeq lists its product as hypothetical. The record is from RefSeq and is a predicted model, not a curated record. The transcript is spliced from 3 exons. Bases 1 to 1290 code for a protein of 429 amino acids. NCBI's taxonomy places the organism in Eukaryota, Oomycota, Peronosporomycetes, Peronosporales, Peronosporaceae.